AUCAACUCGCUGAACCCAGAGAUACUGGUACAGUCGCAAUCAAGGAAAGACGAUAUCAGACAUGACAAGCAACGAUCCAAGACACAAGCCAACAUUCCUAUGACAUAGCUACAAAAACAGAACUGAGUUAACCUGAAAAGAAUAGAAGAAUAGAACAAAGAAUGAUGUACGGCAACCGUCGCAAGAGCACUUCCGACGCCGUAUUGGCAUCCACGGCGGGAGAAGAUUCGUGGAAGACAUGGGCGGGACGAUCGCAAGGCAGUGAAGGCUUUGAAUUUUGGGAUCUACUACGAGGUGCCAAACGAAAAUUCAAUUCCAAAUUUGUCUGGUCCAUACCUCCAAGUGGAACGCCGUGUCCCGUCUGCAUGACACCGCCUACCGAUAAAUCCGAAUGGCACAUUACUUCGGCGUGUGGCCAUGCCGUGUGCAAGGACUGUCUCACGAUGUAUGCGUCCAGUUUGGUACGAGAUCCCGCGCAUCACGGACCACUCAAAUGUCCCGUGUGUCCACUACCACUGCGACCCAAAGAUGCCAUUAUGGCCUUGUCGGGCGACGCCCAAUUAUUGCAAUUGUGGGAUCAAAAAAUACGAGAUGAAGUAUUGCGCGCAUUGCCGGGUUAUCGGCAUUGUCCACACUGCAACAACAACAACAACAACAAUACACAAAAUGAUGACAAUGACGAUGACGACACACCAACAACCACUACUGGAUUGGCAGGAGGAGGCUACGUGACUCCCGAAUGUUUGGCACCCAUCAAUAAACAACGCGAACAAGAAGCACUGAAAUGGCUCAAUCAUCCCAUCAUGACACAAAAGGGAUUUGCCUAUCUCUGUCUCCUUUACAUACUCCUCUACUGCGGACGAUUCCAUUCCACAGACUUUUUUGUCAACUUGAUCAAUGUCUCUGUUGUUCCCAUGUGGUUUUUAAAACGCAUUUGGAGAUUGGUCAAGCAUAUCAUUGCCCAUGAGGCGCGCAAAACACUCUUUGCGCCCAUUGCCGUGGAAUGUCCGUGUUGUCAACAAUCCUUUAUCCUCAAUGCCGAAGCCGAAUUGGGAAACAAUGUCAUUACCGAUGAAGCGACACAAAAGUGGAUCGGAUCCAAUACACGGCCGUGUCCCAGUUGUUCCGUGCCCAUUUCCAAAAUUGAAGGAUGUAAUCAUAUGCAGUGCGCCCACUGCCGCGCACGGUUUUGUUGGGCUUGCAUGCGGGUGGGAUCGGCAUGUGCCGCAUUCAAUUGUCAUCAUGGAGCUCCUUACGGAAAUGCUGGCACGGACCAAGGCGAACAAUCCACUGCAAAUAAUGAAGAAGGGGGGAUUCUAGAUCGGAUUGAUUCGAUUGCACGGGAAAGUACACGGUUGGAUGGCUCCGAUGUCGUUACGUUUUGUGGAAUCGCCAUGAGCAUCGUGGCGCGAGAAAAUCCAUCCGUCAAGUUGCUGGCACGAUUUCUAGUCACGACAUUUGCCUUGGUGUUUUCCAGUGGAACCGUCACAACCGUGGUCCUGGCAUUUGUGGUGGGUGUGGCGAUGCGGGAUCAAAGAGUGUGGUUGGCGAAUAGAAGAGGGGAGAGGCUCGAUCAGGAAGAAGAUGAAAUAAUGGAUGGCAGUCACAUCAAUCGGGCAAUCCGACGAGGUUCCGCAGCCGUCCGAAACUCCAUUCGGAUGACCACAGGGGAGCUGGCGAACGAACUGUUUGAUGUGGAUGGUGCUGUGGAACGCGGUCUGGUCGACGAAGCAAUUCGGCGAUCCUUAGAGGAGCAAUGACAACGAGUAAUCACGAGCUAUUUCGAAUUAUUAGACUGUUUGUAGCAAACAGAAAGCCCUUUACUUUAGACUCAAGUUCCGUUUUGAUCUGGCUACAUCGGAAACACGUCCAAGAUUGAACGAUCUAUCCUGUCC
Messenger RNA from Seminavis robusta, 1895 nucleotides. The record is from the annotation of a GenBank genome assembly. Lineage: Eukaryota; Bacillariophyta; Bacillariophyceae; Naviculales; Naviculaceae.